Molecule: messenger RNA, 1236 nt
Organism: Sporothrix brasiliensis 5110
Lineage: Eukaryota; Fungi; Ascomycota; Sordariomycetes; Ophiostomatales; Ophiostomataceae
Product: Fe-containing alcohol dehydrogenase
Exons: 2
Coding region: 1-1236 (411 amino acids)
Cellular component (GO): mitochondrion
Molecular function (GO): metal ion binding; alcohol dehydrogenase (NAD+) activity
Source: RefSeq, a predicted model, not a curated record
AUGGCCGAACACGUCGAGCGCUUCAACCCAUCCAAGGAACUGCCAAUCAUCACCUACGGCCUACCUUACGAAGACGCAAUUGCAAAUCACCUGACAUCAACUGUGAAGCGCUCACGGCCGUAUCUGCUCGUGUCUGGGUCGCUGAGCCGCGACACGGAUGUCGUUGACCGCCUGACCAAGCGUCUGCGCACCGCCGGCGUCGAGGUUGCAGCCGUCCAAGAGGGCAUCCGCUCACACACGCUGUACGCGGACCUGCUGCCGAUCCUCGCCGAGAUUCGCUCCACCAAGGCAGACUCGAUCAUCGUCGUGGGCGGGGGCAGCCUCGUGGACGGCGCCAAGGUCCUGUCGUACGCUCUGGCCAACGGCGUCGACUCGCACGAGGCCUUUGAGACGCUGGCCGAACGCAGCGGCUCCGGCGGCGGCCACGAUGUCAAGAGCUCAGAGAUUCCUUACAUGUGCGCGACGACCACACUCUCGGCCGGCGAGUACAGCUCUUUUGGCGGCGCUACCAACGAGCGCACGCACCAAAAGCAGCUCUUUUACGACCCGUCGCCCGACGCGGGCCACCGCGUCAUCGUCAUCGACCCGCGGCUGACGCUGACCGCGCCGCCAAGCGUGUGGCUGUCCACCGGCAUGCGCGCCGUCGACCACUGUGUCGAGACGGUGUGCUCCCGCGGGCCCAAGCCGGAGGCGACCGCGGCCGCGUUGCAGGGCAUCCGGCAGCUGAUCCCGGCGCUGCUUCGCUGCAAGAAGGACGCCAACGACCUGGACGCGCGUCUGCAAGCCCAGCUCGGCGCCGGCCGGAGCAUGAAGGGCGUUGUUGUGUACGGUGUCGAGCUGGGCGCGUCCCAUGGAAUCGGCCACCAGCUGGGCCCGCAGGGUGUGCCUCACGCCGAAACAACCUGCGUUUUGCUCCCGGCUGUCCUCAAGUACAACGCGCGCGUCAAUAAGGACCAGCAGAAGCUUGUGCUGGACACGCUCUGGGACGAACCCAUUGUCGCCGAGGUGUUGGUAAAGCAAGGCAAGCUGGAGCGCGACACGGCCGAUCUGGGCGACACCCUCGAUGUGAUCAUCCGCGCGCUCGACCUGCCGCGGGCCCUGUCGCACUAUGGAAUCGGCCGCGACAAGCUCGAGAGCAUUGCGACCCUGAGCUUAAAAGACUGGAUGUGUAAGACAAACCCGGUGCCUUUGGAGAAGGUGGAGCAGGUUGUCCAGAUCUUGGAGCAAUGUCUAUAA